UCUAUUAUCCUCUGUUUUCAUUUUUCCCGGUAUUUCGUCAUUCAUUUUCUGAUGCAUUGGUGUCACGAGCUUUUAUAUCCGAGGAAAAUCAUUGUUUUUGUGAGGUUGGAUCACGAUUGCUCUUAAUGGAACAAGCAAAACAUUUUGCACUUUUAAAUUUCAAGAAAUAACCAGCAUCGUUCAAAAACGCUUUGUUCAAAUUGUUUUUUCUUUCCUCCUAAUUGACUCGGCUGACAUGCAUCUCAAAGGGAAACUUUUUUCUCACCACCAGCACUAUCACCAUGAUCAUCAUCAAGAAAUUGAAGCAUCGAUACCUCUCUCACUCUCUCGCCGUACAAGAAAGGUGCAGUUUAAUCAUUUUUGAUCGUGUGCGCUAGUGAAUGUAAGGAGGGCACUGAUACCCGCGAAGUGGUCAGCUCUAAGGCUAGGGUGUUCAAGGCUGGAUAUAAUUGAGAAGGAAAUGGGAAGAAUUUGUUGCCCGGAUUAAUGCAUAUAAGACGGCGCGAAGACAUCUCGUGUCAAAAGAACACUUCCUCAACAAGGUGAAGAUUGAGGCUGCACUGGAACGUUUCAACAGAGAUGAAGUCGUGUAUUAUCAAGGAGGACAGAGAGUACUAUGUGAACUAACAGUCACAGAAAACAGACCGUGUCGACUCCUGAUCGGGCGGAACAAGCGGUCACUUCUCAACUACAUGCAAUUGGAGUUAGAAACCGGCAUUUCCGACGAACAAUUGGUGCUCACUGACAUGGCGGGUGCCGAAUUUCCGAUCAGCAAUUUGACAAUAAUUAUUAUCCCACUAACUAAAGCGUACAAUGAUGGAAAUGAAAGAUAACGAGUGUAUUUGGCGGAAAUAAAGAUGGUGGAUACAAAAAACAAGAUACUCCCCGCCAAAAUGGUAGGCAUUCUCAUCAUCUCAUGGCUUCUUAAUAGCUUCCAAUUCACAAUCGCUGAAAACAAGAGACGGCAAGACACUGUUGAAAAAUUUUAAUACGAAAUUCGAUCACUGAAGCGCAAAUCCAUUGGGAGAAUCACGCAGAUCUAUCUCAAGAGCUUCAUCUGCAGUAUCUUCAACUGCAAGUCCUGCCAAAAAGAAGAUCAAGGACAUGACUAAAGAGGAGAAGAAAGAGUACGACCGAAUCAAUCGUCAGAAAAAUCGAGUUAGAGAUAGGCAAUCCCGAACAGCUUUGACAUCACCUGCUGCAUCAUCAGAAACCAUCUCCGCUGAAGAUAUUCAAAAAGCGAUGGAAAUCGAAGAUAAUGAAGGGUUCAAAACUCCUGUCAGCACUCCGAAACGACGAUACUCCACGACAAAAAAAAUGACUCCGAAGCCACUUCCAGAGAAACAAAGAAACUGUCGAAUUCGCAUUGGAUUUCUUGACCUCUUCUCUGUCGAAACAGAAGCAAUUGUUGUUCCAAGCUAUGCAGAUGCAAAUAUUGUUGUAGACGAAAUGGUGGAAAAGUUUCCAGAGUUCAAAGCUGUUCUCGCGUCGAAGGACAACUUUUUUGUGAAGGAAUGCACAGAUAGAAUCGUUGAAAAUUUUGAUGCGGUUUCAUGCAAAUGGAAGAAAGAUCCCCGAACAACAAUCCAUGUUGCACCACCAUGUCUCGAGAUGAAAAGUGUGUUUUCCGUUGUGACUGAAGCCCAUCUCCGAGGGUCCUACCUCACCUCAUUAGUGCGAUGUGACGAGUCUGGAGCGAAAAGUAUUGCUUUUCCGAUUGGCGGGUGCCGGGUUUCCGAUCAGCAAGUUGACAAUAAUUAUUAUCCCACUAACUAAAGCGUACAAUAAUGGAAAUGAAAGAUAA
Caenorhabditis elegans is the source of this 1804-nucleotide messenger RNA. Lineage: Eukaryota; Metazoa; Nematoda; Chromadorea; Rhabditida; Rhabditidae. The record is from the annotation of a RefSeq genome assembly.